This is a messenger RNA of Syngnathoides biaculeatus (alligator pipefish), 4014 nucleotides long. Its product is annotated as serine/threonine-protein kinase 32C-like. Gene Ontology annotation, biological process: regulation of signal transduction; protein phosphorylation; G protein-coupled receptor signaling pathway. Gene Ontology annotation, molecular function: G protein-coupled receptor kinase activity; ATP binding; G protein-coupled receptor binding. Bases 305 to 1624 code for a protein of 439 amino acids. The record is from RefSeq and is a predicted model, not a curated record. Lineage: Eukaryota; Metazoa; Chordata; Actinopteri; Syngnathiformes; Syngnathidae. The transcript is spliced from 12 exons.
UCUCACUGUAAAGUCCGACUACGGAAGAAAACCGAACGGAACCUACACCGGGAGGAGAGCCGAACGUGUCGUUGGAACUUGCUCAAACAUUUUCACGCCGUAGCCGUUGCUCCCUUCUCCUGAGGCACCAACAAAAGAUUUUCAUUCGCUCUACUCCUACAUUCGCCAGACUGAAUCAUAGUAACACGAACGAGUGGUAUUUAAAAACAUAUUGCAACCCAUUUGCUCGUGUUUACCAUUUAAGAGUCUGCCACUCCGAGGUGUAGUUUCUCUUCAAGAGGCGAGGAAUGCUAUCGGAGCAUCAAUGUUUCACUGGGGAAAGUGGAAGAAAAGGAUGGGAGCCAAUAGUUCUUCAAAAAAACCCGUUUUCGACGAAAAGGAAGAUGUGAACUUUGACCACUUUCAAAUAUUGCGGGCCAUUGGGAAAGGCAGCUUUGGAAAGGUAUGCAUCGUUCAAAAGAGGGACACAGAGAAGAUGUACGCCAUGAAGUACAUGAACAAACAACAGUGUAUAGAAAGAGAUGAGGUCCGAAACGUCUUUAGGGAGCUUGAGAUUCUACAGGAAAUUGAACAUGUUUUUUUAGUAAAUCUCUGGUACUCAUUCCAGGAUGAGGAGGACAUGUUCAUGGUGGUGGAUCUCCUACUCGGAGGAGACCUCCGUUACCACCUGCAGCAGAGUGUCCCCUUCAGCGAGGAUGCUGUUAAACUUUACCUCUGUGAGAUGACACUUGCACUAGACUACCUGCAAAGCCAGCACAUCAUCCACAGAGAUGUCAAACCAGACAACAUUCUUUUGGAUGAACAAGGCCAUGCUCAUCUGACAGACUUUAACAUAGCGACAAUAAUAAAGGAUGGAGAGCGCGCAACGGCCUUAGCAGGAACCAAGCCGUACAUGGCGCCAGAGAUCUUUCAGUCCUUUAUGAAUGGAGGAAUGGGCUAUGCCUUUGAAGUAGACUGGUGGUCACUAGGGGUGACAGUCUUCGAAGUUCUUCGGGGAUGGAGGCCUUAUGAUAUCCAUGCCAGUAACUCACUGGAGUCUCUACUCCAACUCUUCAGCACAGUCAGUGUCCACUACAGCCCAGCCUGGCCCAAAGAUCUGGUUUCUCUCAUGAGGAAGCUACUUACAGUGAACCCUGAACAUCGUUUCUCCAGCCUGUCUGACAUGCAGACUUCUCCCUACCUCGCAGACAUCAACUGGGACGCCAUUUAUAAAAAGAAGAUGGAAGCCGGAUUUGUUCCAAAUAAAGGUCGCCUUCACUGCGACCCUACCUUUGAGCUGGAGGAGAUGAUCUUGGAAUCACGUCCCCUUCACAAGAAGAAAAAAAGAUUGGCCAAGAACCGUUCUCGAGACAACAGCAAAGAUUCACAGUCUGAGAACGACUAUCUACAGGAGUGCCUUGAAGCAGUGCAGCAAGAGUUCAUGAUCUUCAACCGUGAGAAGUUGAAAAAGCGGCAAGAAGAGGGUCAUAGUGAGGCUGCAGGUGACGACACGAGUAGAGAUGGCGAUGCGGAGGCCGGCGGCACUGACGACGAUACUGGCGAACCCGAAGUGGAACCGGAGCCCGAGUCCUCUUCCAAACUGAGCAUGUGUGGCUCGGUGUGCUCCUCCCCUGGCAGCUGCUAGUGCCACAUCAUCUCACAGGAUGAAGAUCUUUCAGUGCAAUGCCAAUAUAUAUAUAUAUAUUUUCCCCUCUCUUUUGCAGUAGCCAGGAGGGGAGGAAGCACACAGCAGCAGGAACUGAUGCACUGCAGGACUCAAUUUUUUUUUUUUUUUUUUUGUAGCACGCUUCCCCGGUAAGGCAAGAAUGAAGCAGAUUCUCCACCUCCUUGUUCGCCCUUCACAAUGCUCCAACUUCUAUGCAAUGUUACAGUUGAUUCACAGCAUGACAAACAGUAUCACACACUAGGAGAUGAGGCAGAAUGCUCGGCAAACAUGAUGACAUCCUGAGCAAGAGACUUAUUUUGGUUGCUUUGGUGGUUUUAGUAGAGAUGAUUCUCCUCUCCUUCUCUUCAAAAUGACGACUGAAUUAUUCAACAUGCAGAGGGAAUUUUAUAGUUUUUAGCCUGUCUCUACUUCACUCUUGCCCUCGGCCUCUCGUGUCAGGAAUGCUCUAAUUCAGAGUAAUUGUUUUUAUCUCAUGUAUUGGCAUACUGUCAUUGCUGUGUAUACCCACACCUUCAGAAAAUCAUUCCCCUUUAUGCAACAAUGUUAAUCUUAUAAUUUGCAUUAUUCAUAUUUAAACCAUGAAUGUUAGAAGUCAAUAUACUUUACAAUAUAAUUAAUAUAUAUAAUUAUAUAUAUAUAAUAUAAUUUACCGUACACCCACUAAAAUGUAUUAAUUACUUCUACAUAAUCAGUGAACCUAUGUAAAGAUCCAUUAUCUCGGACGUAGUAUCCUAUAUGGUCUGACUUAAGGUAAGUCGCUUCUGGGAGUAAAUACCAAAAAUUGAAAAUUGACUUUGCUUUUCAAAAAUUUUUUUUUUUUUUUUUUGUAAGAUGGCCCUCCUGCAGUGCUCAUCCUGGGAAUUAAACUAGUUGUCAGUAAUCCAAAAUUGUUUUCCCAAUGAAACAGUAACGUCAUAGUGAUCGUGGUGCAGUUCAUACUGGACCGUUGUUUUUAUUUCAAACAUGAGAACAUGUAGCAGUGAUCCUUCUGUUAUAAAAUGAAAAAAAUAACAUGUAAAUAGCCUAGAUUGUGUAUUUAAAAAGGUUCACCACAGUUUUAUGUGGGGCUGCAAACGCGACAUGUAAACGCAACUAAAGGAAGAGUUUUGUGAAGUCAAUCCUUCGUAUUGCUUCAUUCUGCUUCUAGCUCCAAGUGUGCAGGCACAUCUUGUAGGCAACGUAGGCCAAAGCUUUUCUACCAUUUGCGUAACCAUUUCUAAAAGUGUGUAUGAAUGUAUCUUUCUUCUUUGUCUAUGAAAUGGAUUACACAGUCCAGGGUCUAAUCAUAUCGCCAAGAUGUGGAACGCGGGAAUUUAAUGACAUGUACAAGCUAGGAUUUAGUUUAGUUUGGCGUAAGUUAAAUCCGAGAGUGUUGAAGAAUUGGCUAAAACUUGCAAUUCACUGUCAAACCCUCUCUUUGUUGUUCUACGUUAUCCACAAGCACAUCUAAAGGUGAUGUAGGAAAUUAAAAUUGGUUUAUGGUAUGGAAAUUUCAAUGCAUUUACUAUUUUUAACAGUAGUCUGGUAAGUGUCUUAACAAUGGAGUCUCUAGGGUCAAACACAGUUCAUCACAGGAUAUGGGAAAACCUUUGGAUUUGUAUGGGAUAUAAUUGAAUUAAACCAACUGAAUUUAGGCAGAGGAGGGUGAAAAUGAAAGUGUGUCGCUGCUGUGCUUCGUGACAUUUAAGUUUCCAACGCUGGGAGGCAUAACAAUACAUGUGGCAUGCUGAGUUACCACCGUACUGGCAGUUUUUUAUUGGUUUGUUUCAUAUUAGUGGCCUAAAAGUAUUUCUCAUCCAAAUAUUUACUGUAAUUUUAAAAUUUCCAGGUUAUGAAUGGCAAACAAUUAACUAGCGCUGCAGUGUAAAAAUUCAUGAUCAUGUGGCGUAAAAUGGGUACGCUCAUUACUACUGGUGUGCUUAGCUUUUUCUUUGGGUGUUUUAUGGCUUUAAAUUGUUUUCCAUAAAAAUAUUUACUCUCAAUAUUCACGAUUCAUGAUGAUAUGUGAUGACCUCUGUACAAAUUUGUGUCAGACAACCUCGGAACCGAAUCAUCUAUCCAUGAACCCUUGUGGUGUCACAAGAUUGCAAGUUUGAAUCAUUCUUACUUCUCAUGCAGUUAAUCCUUUGAUACCUGCUGGUGUGGUAUCCUGACCUAUGACACGAUGUUCUUCAGAACCUCUUUGAGGCGAAGACCCCCCAUAUUUUGUAAUUUCAUCAAAGUUCUAUGUUUGGGGUGGUUGAAGUUUGACGUUCCGCUGUCAAUUUGUCCUUUUAAAAACAAUGCAUUUCCCAGAAUUUUAGAUUUUAGAUUACUAGUUUUAUUAAACAAGACAAAAUGUAGCAUUA